Patella vulgata (common limpet) is the source of this 1964-nucleotide messenger RNA. RefSeq names its product mevalonate kinase. Lineage: Eukaryota; Metazoa; Mollusca; Gastropoda; Patellidae. Gene Ontology annotation, molecular function: mevalonate kinase activity; ATP binding. The record is from RefSeq and is a predicted model, not a curated record. Gene Ontology annotation, cellular component: cytoplasm. Gene Ontology annotation, biological process: cholesterol biosynthetic process; isoprenoid biosynthetic process. Bases 114 to 1286 code for a protein of 390 amino acids. The transcript has 9 exons.
GGAUAAAACACGUGCUUCCGUAAACAAAUGUGGCGUGAUGAAAGCACACACGCACUGAUCAGACCAUUUAUCAAUGAUUGCCUUCAUUGAAGAAGUUUUAUUUAGCUGUUAAUAUGGAAGAUAUUGUAGUUUCUGCACCAGGAAAAGUAAUUUUACAUGGUGAACAUGCGGUUGUGUAUGGAAAGGUUGCCCUUGCCUCUGCUUUGAACUUAAGAACUUUUUUAAGAAUCAGAAAGAAAAAUGAUGGAAAAAUUUCAUUAAAUCUUCCUAACAUUGAUAUAAACACUUCAUGGGAAAUCAAAAACCUGAAGAAUAGAUUACAGCUUCCUCUUUGUGAUCCAUUAAAACCUAACUGUGUAGAAAAUGAAGUAUUAGACCAGUUAAAAGUGAUAGCUGGAAUAAGUCCUGAUUCUUCUCAAACAACUGAAUUAGCUCUCAUAGCAUUUCUUUAUCUCAUGGGUAGCAUAACAGUCACCUCAGGUGACUUACCAUCCAUUGAGGUUACAGUUUCGUCUAAUCUACCAAUAAGUGCUGGCCUUGGAUCUUCAGCUGGUUAUUCAGUCUGUCUAGCAGCAAGUUUGUUACAUUUAAAUGGCUUUAUAGCUUCACAAGGCAGUGGAGAUACUACUGGAUGGUCUAAAGAUGACAUGGCUUUAAUCAAUUCUUGGGCAUUUCAAGGCGAGAAAAUUAUACAUGGUAAUCCUUCAGGCAUAGACAAUUCUGUCAGUUCAUAUGGUGGUGCAAUAAGAUUUCAAAGUGGUAAAAUAAUGCCAAUAGAAAAAAUGCCAAAAUUAAGAAUAUUAUUAAUAAAUACAAAAAUACCUCGAAGUACUAAAAAACUAGUUGCUGUUGCAAGAGAUCUCUACAAUACGCUUCCCAAUAUCAUGCAGCCUAUAUUGGACAGUAUAGAAGCUGUAACAGAAAAAUGUCAGACAGUUCUAGCACAGUUAGUAAAUGAUGGUACAGAUGAAAAUUAUAAAACAUUAGAGAAAUUAAUAGAUAUAAAUCAACAUUUAUUAGAAGCAAUGGGAGUCAGUCAUCCAGCUUUAAAUAGUAUCGUCAUGGUAACUUGUAAAUAUGGACUCCAUUCUAAAUUAACCGGUGCUGGAGGAGGCGGAUGUGCCUUUACGUUAUUAAGACCAGAUACUACAGAAGAUAAAAUAACAAAUAUAAAGAAAGAAUUGAAUAUAUUGGGUUAUGAUUGUUGGGAGACAUCUGUAGGAGCUAAUGGUGUUAACAGACAUCUAGAUCUUAAUAGUUCAUUGUUUCCUUCAAAUUUAUUAUAAUCUUUAUAAAUCCUUAAGAUUAUAUUUCUUAGUCUUUAAGUUAAUGUUGUAUAAUCAUUGUCAUUUCUUCAUCACCGAUUUUAAACACUUAAUUUUGUAUUCCCUGUAUUAAUAAAACGCAAUAUGUAUUCUGCAAAGUCUGAUUAAGAGGUUAAAAUAGUGUUUAAACAGAUAUUGUCACAGGUGACAGUACUAUGUUUAAAUAGAGGUCAAAUGUGUUUUUCUAAGCAGAAAGUCACAUGCCAGGGUACAAACACCGACGAUCCUAAAACACAUUUGUUUAACAGAGUGCAUAAUUACACGAUUCAUUAUAUGUGUCAUUUAUAUAACUAUAUCCUGUUUUAAUAAACUAAAUUUUCUAUGUUAAUUUAUAUUUUACUGUUAACAUUUAUUUUCUGGUUGCGUGUUAUAACAAUUUCAUACGACAUCUGUUUGUUAAAGUUUGUAAAUUUUAAUCGUCAAAAAUAAUUAUGUUGGGUUAAAUACCCCUCACUGAACAAAUUAACAUUACCAUAUUUAUCAUUAAGGAUAUUAACUGUGUUUUUGUUGAGAGGUGGGGGCACGGUAGUUGGGAGAAGUCUAUUUUUUGUAAUAUUGAUAUAUUUGCCUAUUAAAUAUGUUCACGUUUUAUAUUUGUUGUAUUCAGAAUGUAUAUUUUAAUAAAUUAUUUAUUAUUUA